GUCAACCAAACCACCAUUGCUAAAUAGAGAAGGUUACCAUUUGGUAACAUUCAUCCUCUAAUGUUUCAUUUUAAAAGUGUGCAUUCCCUUUCUUGGAAGCAAUUUUCUUCUUAUUGAUUUCCAAACUCGCACCACAGUAAAAACAGCUGUGCUCGAAAGGUUAAGGAUGACAGUGGCAGCAGGAAUUGGAUACGCUUUGUUAGCUCUGGGCCCUUCCCUCUCCCUCUUCGUCGCCGUAAUCUCCAAAAAACCCUUCUUGAUUCUCACUGUUCUUUCUAGUACAUUGCUAUGGCUUAUGAGUCUGAUAGUAAUGUCAGCACUAUGGAGGGCUUUCCUUCCACUGAAAACAGCAGCAUGGUGGCCGUCUAUGAUCCUCAUACUCACUUCUGUUGGUUUUCAAGAAGGGCUCCGUGUUAUCUUCUGGAAAGUUUACAAGAAGCUGGAGGAUAUAUUGGAUGCAUUUGCUGACAGGGUCUCUAAACCUCGUCUCUUUAUAACGGACAAGAUGCAAAUUGCUCUUGCUGGAGGUUUGGGACAUGGUGUGGCUCAUGCUGUGUUUUUUUGCCUUAGCCUUUUGACACCUUCGUUUGGACCAGCGACAUAUUAUGUGGAGAAAUGCUCAAAGAUACCCUUUUUUCUUGUUUCUGCAAUUAUAGCCCUUGCAUUUGCUACCAUCCAUACUUUCUCCAUGGUUAUUGCGUUCAGUGGAUAUGAAGAAGGAAACAAAGUGGACCAGUGUUUUGCUCCUGUUGUUCACUUAAUUGCUGGCAUGUUGACGCUGACAAAUCUUGCAUUUGGAGGCUGCAUGAUUGGCAUUCCACUUCUCUAUUGUAUAGCAAUCGUGACCUUGGUACAUUGCGGAAGGAUGGCAUGGAGGAGAUUGAUAGAAAACCGAAGCAGGCAAUGAAACUUUAGCAAUGGCCACUAAGCAAGGAUAACCUUUAUCUUAUGCUUGGUGAGUGACAAAGAUUAGUAGUAUAUUGUCUAAUGCACGGAGCAUUUCAGUAGUGUAUUGUGUAACUGGAACUGUAUUCUUGUACACAACCGUGAAGUCGUGAACCACCCCUCAUCUGUCCCCUUAGCACGUUUACCUCCCACCCCCCACCCCCCAAAAAAAAGUCAUUGCAACUUUUGAGAAAGGUUCCUUUGCUGCAUUUCAAGAACCUUGAGUUGAAAAAAGAAAAUGUGAUAUAGAAGGAUGGACAAUGGGAAAGUUGAAGAGCAAACAAGAUUCCUUGAGCUAUUUUGUUAAUUAUGUACAAGAAAAAACAGCAGGUGCUUAAUCGGCUUUUCUUAGUUGUUGGCUCUUCAGUUAUUAAUCAACUCCGUUAUUAUACAGAAAUGGUGGCUACCUUUCCACU
Messenger RNA from Nicotiana attenuata, 1361 nucleotides. RefSeq names its product gamma-secretase subunit APH1-like. The transcript has 6 exons. The record is from RefSeq and is a predicted model, not a curated record. Lineage: Eukaryota; Viridiplantae; Streptophyta; Magnoliopsida; Solanales; Solanaceae. Bases 167 to 907 code for a protein of 246 amino acids. Gene Ontology annotation, molecular function: protein-macromolecule adaptor activity. Gene Ontology annotation, cellular component: membrane; endoplasmic reticulum; gamma-secretase complex. Gene Ontology annotation, biological process: positive regulation of catalytic activity; protein processing.